AUGGGUCAAUCGCAGUCAACCGACCGUCCAGAGCUCUAUGAAUUUCCUCCUCCAGUGCAGACCCGCGAUGAGUUGACUCAAAGACACGCGGAUAGAACCGCGAGUGGUUUGGGUGAGGAGAGACACUGGUUCGAGAAGGUGUUCAACAUCUUCUGCGACACAUCGGAGUCAACAAAAUGUCUGUUGAUUGGUGUGGUUAAGACCGGCACGAUAGAAAACUAA
Messenger RNA from Aspergillus chevalieri, 222 nucleotides. RefSeq lists its product as uncharacterized. The record is from RefSeq and is a predicted model, not a curated record. The transcript is spliced from 2 exons. The coding region runs from base 1 to 222 and encodes 73 amino acids. Lineage: Eukaryota; Fungi; Ascomycota; Eurotiomycetes; Eurotiales; Aspergillaceae.